CCUUAAACCUGAACCAUGCAUGGGUGUGGAAUCCAAAUUCAGAUUCCUCACAAGGUGCAGAGACCCUUUAAGCAAGACAUUAAAAAUUGGUCUGGGCUUUCUGCUCCUCCUGUUCGACAGACAGCCGCAUCUUGUCUCCCAUCGCCAGUCACAUCCCUGAGACACCAUGGGGAGGGUGAAGGUCGGAGUAAACGGAUUUGGUCGUAUUGGGCGCCUGGCACCAGAGCUGCUUUUAACUCUGGUAAAGUGGAUAUUGUCGCCAUCAAUGAUCCCUUCAUUGACCUCAACUACAUGGUCUACAUGUUCCAGUAUGAUUCUACCCAUGGCAAAUUCCAUGGCACUGUCAAGGCUGAGAACGGGAAGCUUGUCAUCAAUGGAAAUCCCAUCACCAUCUUCCAGGAGCUAGAUCUCUCCAAAAUCAAGUGGGGCAAUGCUGGCGCUGAGUAUGUGGUGGAGUCCACUGGCGUCUUCACCACCAUGGAGAAGGCUGGGGCUCACUUGCAGGGGGGAGCCAAAAGGGUCAUCAUAUCUGCCCCCUCUGCUGAUGCCCCCAUGUUCGUGAUGGACGUGAACCAUGAGAAGUACGACAACAGCCUCAGGAUCGUCAGCAAUGCCUCCUCUACCACCAACUGCUUAGCACCCCUGGCCAAGGUCAUCCAUGACAACUUUGGUAUCGUGGAAGGACUCGUGACCACCGUCCACGCCAUCACUGCCACCCAGAAGACCGUGGAUGGCUCCUCCGGGAAACUGUGGCAUGAUGGCCGUGGGGCUCUCCAGUACAUCAUCCCUGCCUCUACUGGUGCUGCCAAGGCUGUGGGCAAGGUCAUACCUGAGCUGAACGGGAAGCUCACUGGCAUGGCCUUCCAUGUCCCCACUGCCAACGUGUCAGUGGUGGACCUGACCUGCCAUCUGGAAAAACCUGCCAAAUAUGAUGACAUCAAGAAGGUGGUGAAGCAGGCGUCGGAGGGCCCCCUCAAGGGCAUCCUGGGCUACACUGAGCACCAGGUGGUGUCCUCUGACUUCAACAGUGACACCCAUUCUUCCACCUUCGAUGCUGGGGCUGGCAUUGCCCUCAACGACCACUUCGUCAAGCUCAUUUCCUGGUAUGACAAUGAAUUUGGCUACAGCAACAGGGUGGUGGACUUCAUGUCCCACAUGGCCUCCAAGGAAUAAGACCCCUGGACCACCAGCCCCAGUGAGAGCACGAGAGGAAAAGAGGCCCUCACUCCUGGGGAGUCCCUGCCACACUGAGUCCCUCACCACACCGAAUUGCCCCUCCUCACAGUUUCCAUGCAGACCCCUUGAAGAGAGAGGGGCCUAGGGAGCCCCACCUUGUUGUGUAACAUCAAUAAAGUCCCCUGUGCUCAGCCAAAAAAAAAAAAAAAAUUGGGCUGGCCUGUUGAAAGAAGAGGCCUCCCCAGAGAAGCAAUUU
Callithrix jacchus (white-tufted-ear marmoset) is the source of this 1432-nucleotide messenger RNA. Lineage: Eukaryota; Metazoa; Chordata; Mammalia; Primates; Cebidae. The record is from RefSeq and is a predicted model, not a curated record.